Aspergillus aculeatinus CBS 121060 is the source of this 390-nucleotide messenger RNA. RefSeq lists its product as uncharacterized. The record is from RefSeq and is a predicted model, not a curated record. Bases 21 to 233 code for a protein of 70 amino acids. The transcript has a single exon. NCBI's taxonomy places the organism in Eukaryota, Fungi, Ascomycota, Eurotiomycetes, Eurotiales, Aspergillaceae.
UGAACUUGGAACCCUCCUCAAUGGAAGAGAACUACCCCGAUCUGUCGCAAAGUCCACUCUGUCCACCCAAUCACCACCACACAUUGACAUUUCCUCCUCAUCUCAACUCCUCAUCGCCUCGCAACUUACAAGUCACAUCUCCCCCGACCGGGUCAACUGAACCCAAACCCUGCGUCUCGGACCCUUACUUCCACCGCAAAAUCUCCGCUCGACGUGGGUCGUGUAGCCACUGAUGGUCAACUAUCCGGUUCUGAGUUGCAAUGAUGUGUGUGUAUGCGCGCGCACAGUUCGGACUUCUCCCUGUUCGGGAUCAGAUCUACAAACGCACUUCCGUCUGAUACCACAUCGCAUGUGAAUCCAUAAAAUGGGAUAGCACAUUUGCCUCUCACA